GGCUCAUCGGGCGAAGCUGGGCUAUGUUGUUUGCCAGCGGAGGCUUCAAGGUGAAACUCUAUGAUAUUGAGCAACAGCAGAUAACAAAUGCCCUGGAAACCAUCAGAAGGGAACUGAAGUCACUGGAGGAGGCAGGUUCUCUGAGAGGCUCCUUGAGUGUGGAAGAGCAGGUGUCCCUCAUCAGUGGCUGUUCUAGCCUCCAAGAAGCAGUAGAGGGCGCCAUGCACAUUCAGGAAUGUGUUCCAGAAAACCUAGAGCUGAAGAAGGAGAUCUUUGCGCAGUUGGAUCGCAUCGUUGACGACAGUGUUGUCCUCAGCAGCUCCAGCUCUUGCCUCCUGCCCUCCAAGCUGUUCACGGGCUUGGCGCACGUGAAGCAGUGCCUCGUGGCUCAUCCUGUGAAUCCACCAUACUACAUCCCUCUGGUCGAGCUGGUCCCACACCCGGAGACGGCCCCUGCCACAGUGGAGAGAACCCACGCCCUGAUGAGGAAGAUCGGGCAGUGCCCGGUGCGCCUGCAGAAGGAGGUGGACGGCUUCGCCCUGAACCGCCUGCAGUACGCGGUCAUCAGCGAAGCCUGGCGGCUGGUGGAGGAAGGAGUGAUGUCUCCCGCCGACCUCGACCUCGUCAUGUCGGAAGGGCUGGGCACGCGGUAUGCGUUCAUCGGGCCCCUGGAAACGAUGCAUCUCAAUGCGGAAGGUAUGUUAAACUACUGCGACAGAUACGUCGAAGGCAUAAAACGUGUCCUAAAGACUUUUGGACCCAUUCCAGAGUUUUCCAGGGACACGGUUGAGAAGGCUAAUCAGGCCAUGUGCAUGAAGGUUCCUGAUGACCCAGAGCACUUAGCUGCCAGAAGGCAGUGGAGGGACGAGUGCCUCAUGCGACUCUCCAAGCUGAAGCGUCAGAUGCAGCCCCAGUGAAUUUCUCGUGCUGUGACUGCCACUCCUCCCGUUAGAAGUCCUGUUUGAGAAAAUCAGAAGCGUUUAAUCAGACCUCCUCACGGUGACGUGCCCGUGGAGACCCCGCACCGGCACCGGGCGGCCUUCCAGCUACUGGGGAUCACAGCGCUGGGGCUCUGAGGGCUGCGGAUGUCCUGCCACCCGGGCAAAGAGUUUGAAGAUUUUCCAUUUUUGUUUUCAGUGUGAUUACGUAUGGCUGUAUUUUAUAGCCAGUGAUUGUAGUUCCAUUUGAAUCUGUGGCAAAAUAUAAUUAUUUUCUAAUCCAUUUCUGAGUACUCUCUGAUGCUGCAUUUGUGAGGCAACUACUUUCAUUUUGCUAAUGAUUAUUCUC
This is a messenger RNA of Propithecus coquereli (Coquerel's sifaka), 1287 nucleotides long. It is a transcript of the gene CRYL1, whose product is annotated as crystallin, lambda 1. The coding region runs from base 24 to 917 and encodes 297 amino acids. The record is from RefSeq and is a predicted model, not a curated record. Gene Ontology annotation, biological process: fatty acid metabolic process. Gene Ontology annotation, molecular function: NAD+ binding; L-gulonate 3-dehydrogenase activity. The transcript has 7 exons. Lineage: Eukaryota; Metazoa; Chordata; Mammalia; Primates; Indriidae.